Messenger RNA from Rubroshorea leprosula, 987 nucleotides. The record is from the annotation of a GenBank genome assembly. NCBI's taxonomy places the organism in Eukaryota, Viridiplantae, Streptophyta, Magnoliopsida, Malvales, Dipterocarpaceae.
CCUUCCCGCCAAAAGCUCACCGUCCUCGUCUACUUCCAUGGAGGUGGCUUCUGCAUAGAAUCCGCCUUCAACUUAACCGAAACCACAUUCACAAACAGUUGACUUUAUUUUUACUCUCUUUCGUCUUCGAAUAGUAGAGGUUUUGAACCAUUUGUUAUAUCUGAUGCGUAUAUCAGAGAAGCCAGUCCAGAGACGAGUUGCUUUAGCUCUUGCCCAUCUUUGUUCCCCAGAGGACCAGAGAACCAUAUUUAUUGAAAAUAAUGGUUUGGAGUUGCUUCUUGGGCUUCUUGGUUCUGCGAGCCCAAAGCAGCAAUUUGAUGCCGCUGUGCCUUUAUACAAGUUGGCCAACAAAGCUAUGACUCUUUCUCCUAUUGAUGCAGCUCCCCCUUCUCCAACACCACAGGUUUAUUUGGGGGAGCAAUAUGUAAAUAAUGCUACUUUGUCGGAUGUUACCUUUCUUGUUGAAGGUAGACGGUUCUAUGCUCAUAGAAUUUGCCUUCUUGCUUCUUCAGAUGCAUUUCGUGCAAUGUUUGAUGGUGGCUAUCGGGAGAAGGAUGCAAGGGAUAUUGAAAUUCCAAACAUUAGAUGGGAGGUUUUUGAGUUGAUGAUGAGAUUUAUAUACACUGGAUCAGUGGAUGUUACAUUAGAUAUUGCACAAGAUCUCCUCAGAGCUGCUGAUCAGUAUCUGUUGGAGGGACUUAAGCGACUCUGUGAAUAUGCUAUUGCACAGGAUAUAUCAUUGGAAAAUGUGUCUAGCAUGUAUGAACUUUCAGAGGCCUUCAAUGCUAUAUCAUUAAGGCACACAUGCAUUCUGUUUAUCUUGGAGCAGUUUGAUAAAUUGAAUGCAAGGCCCGGGUAUGUAGUUCCAUUAUGCUAGCUGCUAGACAUUCUUGUUUUUCUGUAAGAACUAAGAAAACCCAAUAGCUAGAUGUGUAUAUACCAAAAUAAUAAUAAUAAUAAUAAUAAUAAUAAAAAGGCUAGUGUGUU